AUGAGGCUAGAAGACCUGUUUGUUAGGCUGAGAGAUGAUCCGUCUGCAAUGUCUGAGAUAGAGAAGGAAGUUCAGAUGUGUAUAGGCUCUCCGGAUCUUACGCCUGCAAAGGAUCUCAUGAAUUCUGCGAUUCCGGAGAUCAAGUUCUAUGCUUUGAAGAUUGUCGAGGAGAGAAUCAGAGGCAAGAAGAUGGCAGGGAUUACUCCUGAGGAGGAGAUGAGCUUUAUGUCGGGUGUGGUCCAGGCCACCAACACCGACAAGGCAGCGCAGGUGUUUGCUUUACUUGGGAUCUAUGAGUGGCCCUCCAGCUUUCCUCAGUUUUUUUCCAUUAUCAUCGACCUUCUCUCGCACAGAAAAGAAGUGGGAUACAAGAUCCUUGAGAACUUUCUCUAUCUGUGCAACUACAGUCAGGAAAUCAAUGAGGAGAGAAAGGAUGAGCUAAAGAGAGGGUGCGCCGUCAUGUCCCAUGCAUACAUGCCUUUGUUUGAUGACUCUAUGGCGGAGUAUAUUAUCCCAAUACUGACAGAAUCUCUCAAGAUGAUGCCACGAACCUUUGAUUGCAGUAUAGUGCUAAGAAGAGGCAGUGAGUUUCCCGACAAAACCAUUGAGUUUCUAAAUGACGGAAUGGACAUGCUCGACAUAGAGAGUGUUAUUGAUCUUGCAUCCCGGAUGGACAUCUCGUAUGGGAUGAUUAUGUGCUUUAACAAUUUGAAGGAUAAGACUCCACAGGUGAGGAAUGUUAAGAAAAUGUAUGAGUAUGUCUUCAAGGGGCUUCGGAAGGACUUGAUUACCUUUUCUGCAUCCAUUGAGUUUUGGACAAAGCUCUUCAGCCGGGGAGGAAUGGAGGAGAUAGUUGGAGAGGUGCAGACGGAGGUGGUUUCGAUCUACCUUAGUAUUGAUGAAAGACAAAGGACAGAGAUAGAGGGGGAGGUGUUUGGAUUGUUCAAUGUCAUCUGCAGAAACUAUCCAGGUACUGUCAUUAACUUCAUCAGUGUCAAUGGAGAUUGCAUUGGAAGAAAGCUUGCCCUCUACUUCCUGAAGAAGCUUUUUGGGUCUUCUUCAUCAGGAAUUCCAAGCGACUUAACGUUCAGAGACCCUAUUCUGCGCUGUUCGUUAGCAAUUUAUAAGAAGGAUCCCUCUGCCGUGGAUCACAUCCAAUACUUCGACCUCAAUGAAAAAGAGUCCUGUAGGCUAGUUAUUAGGAUCCUUGAGAUGUUUCCUCUAUCAGCCCCCCAACUUGAACACAUACUAAGCAGAUGCAAUGUUUCUGACAAGACGUAUGCAAAUGAGGUCAUUGUCGAAUGCUUCACAAGACUCGGACGGGGGGAAGAGUUCACGGAGAAAUGGACACAUGACGAAAUCAUAAGGUUUUUCUUCUAUUUAAAGAAGCAGCCCGAGAAGUUCCGUCGGUUUUCAGGCACUUAUUACAGAACCUUUUUGGAGAGAGCUCCCUUUGAUAGAUGCUUUGCCAUUCUCAGAAUGCUGGGAGAUAUUCCAGAAGAAAUACUCCGAAAGAUUUAUUCUGAUAUAGAUUCCUACCCAGCUGCAGACGUUUCUUGCUUCAACAGAGACCUUCUGUGUUAUCUGGAGAAUCAGAGCCCUUUUAUUCAGAAAGAAAUCACCAGGCUUGUCAACGAAUGGAGGGUCUCAGAGGAUCCAGGAGAUCUUGUUGCAUGUGUGAAAUCGUUGGUACAUGUUAUUGCAAAUGCAUCGGGCCUUUCUGGAGAGCAGAAGUUCUGUCCGUACGUCAACGAACUGAUUGAGAUCCUUCAAAUAGAUGAGCCAACAGUUGUUAAAAAGGUGUCUGAGACGUUCAAUACCCAUUCCGGGCCCUUUGACACACACAGGGCCGUCUAUCUCUUCAUGGUAUCAUACAAUUCAGGGGCGCUUGAGAAUGCACAUUCCUCGAUCAUAUCGUCUCUCACUAUAUGCAUAAAGCAAGAGAACGGGCCAAAGGCCUUCAGUGAGACAUUAGGAAUAGAUCAGUCGUCAUGCAUAAACCUAAGAGAGGAUGUACUGAAAUCUCAGACAAGAAGAGCUCAAAGCCUUGUCAGGGCCUUUUUACAGUCUUAUAAAGGAAAGCCGCUUAAUUCUCUCUAUGCAAAUGACUUCAAGGUUAAAGGACAAAACUUCCUUGAGAAGAUCCCUUCAAGAAAGGAAGUCGAGUUUGAGAUAGAAAGAUCCUUUUUCGAAGAUGGAGUGCAAUAA
This is a messenger RNA of Encephalitozoon hellem ATCC 50504, 2208 nucleotides long. RefSeq lists its product as uncharacterized. The transcript has a single exon. The record is from RefSeq and is a predicted model, not a curated record. NCBI's taxonomy places the organism in Eukaryota, Fungi, Microsporidia, Unikaryonidae. The coding region runs from base 1 to 2208 and encodes 735 amino acids.